Molecule: messenger RNA, 2307 nt
Organism: Peromyscus maniculatus bairdii (prairie deer mouse)
Lineage: Eukaryota; Metazoa; Chordata; Mammalia; Rodentia; Cricetidae
Source: RefSeq, a predicted model, not a curated record
CUUGGUGACAAUCUUGAUGCUAUGUGCUUCCAGUUUUGGAAGAAUAGUAAUGACAGGUCUGGCAUUUGCAUUUUGAAACGGCACCACCUUCAGCUGGUAAUGUCCGUGCCAAUAUUUUUCUUCCUUAUACCCACAAGUGGCUUGUACUGAAGCAGAAGCCUUGGCUGGUGGCUCCACCCAGUUCAACUUUUCAACACGGCUUAACUACAUUUUCUGCCAGCUGCAGAGGAACCAUGCACACCACUGACUCUGGGAAGAAGUGGGUCUAUGCUUCUAUCAAAGCAGUGUAGGCAUUUCUGCUUCCCAUUGGAGACAGUCAUUCAGCAUCAAUGGCCUUUCAGGAUCUCUUGAAUCAAGUUGGAAGUAUGGGGAGAUACCAGAUCCUUCAGAUGGCUUUCCUUCUGAUUUGCAAUGUCAUGGUGACUCCUCAUACUGUUUUGGAGAACUUUACUGCAGCCAUCCCUGGUCAUCGAUGCUGGGUCCAUAUUCUUGACAAUGACACUGUCUCUGACAGUGACAGUGGAACCCUGAGCCAAGAUGACCUCCUGAGGAUCUCCAUCCCACUGGACUCCAACCUGAGGCCAGACAAGUGCCGUCGCUUUGUCCAACCACAGUGGCAUCUGCUUCAUCUGAAUGGCACCUUCUCCAAUGUGACAGAGCCAGACACAGAGCCCUGUGUGGAUGGUUGGGUAUAUGAACAAAGCACCUUCCUCUCCACCACUGUGACUGAGUGGGACCUGGUGUGUGGAUCUCAGGUACUGGGUUCAGUGGCUAAAUUCGUAUUCGUGAUUGGAAUUUUGGUAGGAAAUUUCCUAGGUGGCCAUUUAUCAGACAGGUUUGGGAGGAGGUUAAUCCUCACAUGUGCUUUACUUCCAAUGGCCAUCACUGGGACCUGUGCAGCUUUGGCUCCCACCUUCUUCAUCUACUGCUUACUUCACUUCCUGAAAGGGGCUUGUGUCCCAAUCAUAUACACGAAUAGUGUUUUGCUCAUGAUAGAAUGGACAAGCCCUAAAUUCAAAGCCUUGGUGACAAUCUUGAUGCUAUGUGCUACCAGUUUUGGAAACAUAGUAAUGACAGGCCUGGCAUUUGUAUUUCGAAACUGGCACCACCUCCAGCUUGUAAUGUCCGUGCCAAUAUUUUUCUUCCUUAUACCCACAAGGUGGCUGUCAGAGUCAGCUAGGUGGCUAAUUGUGAACAACAAACCCCAGAAGGGUUUACAGGAACUUAGAAGAGUUGCAUGCAAGAAUGGAGUGAAGAAUUCUGGAGAUACCCUUACCAUGGAGGUUGUGAGAACCACCAUGAGGGAAGAGCUGGAGGCAACACAAACAAAACCUUCUCUGCGUGACUUAUUCCGCACCCCCAACUUGCGAAAGCGUGUGUUUCUCCUGUGCCUUUUGAGAUUUACAACAGCAAUUCCUAUAUUUGGCUUCAGCAUCCAUCUCCAACACCUGAAGAGUAAUGUCUUCCUAAUGCAAUGUCUCUCUGCUGUAAUGUCCAUCCCAGCCUGUGUUGCUGCGGUGUUUUUACUGAACCACAUUGGCCGUAGAAUAAGUCAACUAUUCCUCUGUUUCCUAUUUGGAAUCACCAUCCUGGCUACAGUGUUUGUUCCUGAAGAGUGGUCUAGGCAGCAGGACUGCCAGGCUGAAGCUGGUGGUGUUAUGUGGAUGUGGGCAAGGAGCACAGUUCCCAGGCAGUACUCAAGUUUUGCUGAAGCUCGGGACUGUGGUAUGUUUUAAAACUCUGCACAACUCUUGAGUGUCAGCAGCAACUCCCUUAUUCUUGAAUCUUGAAACACCAUUUCAAAUCGAACUGAUUCCAGCUUGCCCACGUCUCUCCUUCCAUGACACUCUUCUAUCAUAUUGAAAUAGAAAAUGAAUAAAUAUCUCAUGUGCAUAUUUGGAGUCACCCAAAUUGCAAGUGCCAGGAUUCUGCAACUUCUAUUCAUCUAAUUUGUAUUAUGUUUUUAUAACAUUUACUUUUGUUUCUGACAUUCAUGCAGGUUUAGAUAGAAUGUAAUAUGGUCGGAUUCAUCCUCCCUCAUUCUUAUCCAUGGCACAUUCCUGCUGAAUAUUCAAAUGAGUACACAGUCCUCUGUAAUUUCUCCAUGACAGCCCUACAUUCUGUAGGAAGGAGAGUGAGAUGCUGGGUAGAAAACAGGGAAGUAGAUGAGUAUCUCCUUGAUUCAUCAAGCUCUCUACUUCUGAAAUGUGUCAGAGAUACCAGGUAUAGGAUUACAAUGAACCACAGUGUUGAUUCUCCAUAAACCAGUACUUGCAGAUAGGUCACCUUCCUUAAAUUAUUACCCAC